AUGUGUCGUUUAAUUACCGCUAUUAGUUUGGCGGAAAAAGAAUUGCGAACGUUUAAGGAGAAAUGUGCGAGAUGUCUCCGUGGUCCCAACUUACUGAAGACUUUAGUUGUUUUUGGGUGCAUUAUAAUAGUGGUACAACAGAUAACUGAAUGCGUGAACAAACUGAUGAUUAACAUACCGGUGGUUACUUACACGCACUUCGAUUUCAAUAAAUCCAUCCUGUAUCCUAGCAUUACUUUUUGCAGAGAGCCUGCUUACAAGUACGAUAAAUUGCUGAACUAUGGCCUGUAUUCACACCCUCGAUUCACGUCAACUUGGAUGAAUUUCAAUUUUUCUAUCAACCUCGACUACUUGUGGGACGAGAUCACGUACAAUGAAGGAGAGUUCUUCGUCCAGUACGGCCUUGAGGGAUCAGCGGAAAACGUAGAACUAACCUCAACUUUAGGCUUUAUGACGGGGCGCUGCUUCACACUGUCUCCCAAAGUGCAGCUGAGACAGGCGUCCAAAGCUUCGGGGUACUCCGUUACGCUGCAGCACCGAGACCAGGACAUCGCAACUAGCACUAGUGUCUGUCCUCCAGGGUACCAUGUAUACGUGCACUAUACCCGCGAGCCCUUCACCGAAGUAGAAGUAUACAACGGCGGACUAGUGGAUUACCUCUAUAUCAAUGCGGGAGAGACGGUCGACGCCAAGCUGACUGUCGAUGAGUACGUCAAGUUAUCCAAAGCUGAUGACCCUUGCACGUAUUUGAGCAAUUAUAGUGCUAAUAAUUGCACAACACAGUUCGUAUGGAGCCACGUAGAGGACGUUGUUGGAUGUUCUGGACCUUGGAUGAAGAGCAACCUGCCUCGUUGCAGCAACUACACAACCAUGAGAAAUCUUAUCAGAAAUUACAUCAACACAUACAAAAACAACGAAUGCGAGACCUGCCCCAGAUUCUGCAGGUCUUAUUUGUACAACGCCUUUGUAACCGACAGACAGAGUUUCUACGUGUGGGACUCUUCCAAUAAAUUAUGGAGCUUGAAGAGUGGUUACACUCGAUUACAGUCUCAGUUGUAUAUUCACUUCAACAGUAUGAUGGUGUCGGUGUACGAGGAGAGAUAUAACUACGACUGGAACAUUUUCCUGUCGGAUCUCGGCGGGAAUAUUGGUUUCCUCCUCGGUCUUUCCGUCAUCAGUCUCAUGUCGAUCCUUGGCAACGUGUGGUUCGAGAUCAUCAGACCUUUCAUAAUCAGGAAGAAGAUCAAGAAAGAUAUAUUAAGUGUGACCAGCUCGUCUCCUACUGCUGAAGUGGCGGUCAUUUAUAAUAAAGCAAUUGAGAAGUAUGAUGAUUGUAAAUAACUUUUACUGUACAAAAACGA
This is a messenger RNA of Papilio machaon (common yellow swallowtail), 1361 nucleotides long. RefSeq names its product degenerin-like protein asic-1 (gene ppk17). Lineage: Eukaryota; Metazoa; Arthropoda; Insecta; Lepidoptera; Papilionidae. Gene Ontology annotation, biological process: sodium ion transport. Gene Ontology annotation, molecular function: sodium channel activity. Gene Ontology annotation, cellular component: membrane. The coding region runs from base 1 to 1341 and encodes 446 amino acids. The transcript is spliced from 10 exons. The record is from RefSeq and is a predicted model, not a curated record.